This is a messenger RNA of Liolophura sinensis, 2715 nucleotides long. Its product is annotated as DNA repair-scaffolding protein-like. The coding region runs from base 1 to 2715 and encodes 904 amino acids. NCBI's taxonomy places the organism in Eukaryota, Metazoa, Mollusca, Polyplacophora, Chitonida, Chitonidae. The record is from RefSeq and is a predicted model, not a curated record. Gene Ontology annotation, cellular component: nuclear chromosome; nucleoplasm. The transcript is spliced from 19 exons. Gene Ontology annotation, biological process: regulation of establishment of protein localization to chromosome; double-strand break repair via homologous recombination.
AUGGGCUACUUCCCUUGCGUGGUAGCUCUCCGCGAAUGGAGGUCAAGAGGAAGAUCACACGGAGAUAUUGCGGGAAGUUGGAGAAAGUUUAUUGUAAACGAAGACAUACUCGAAAUGUUUGGAAAACAGUCAUUUAUCAAGAGAAAAUUACAGUAUGGGGACAGAAAUCCAUCUGUUUCUAACUGUAAUACAGGGACAUUGUCAAGAGGAUUUGAGAACAGUUUCCAAGAAGACAAAAUCUCACGUCACAGAAAGUCAGCUCAACAUGACAUAGUUGAAAAGUGGGAAACAGCUGGCAAGGGUUUUGCAGACUUUAAAUUGAUACAAUUAUGUAGUGCUAAGGAUAAACGGAAACGAAAAUUAGCAGAUAUGUCACCAGUGAAAGAAUUGAAAACCCAAACCCAUCUUCUGGAUGAAGAAACAGAUCAACUCUCUAUCAGCUGCCUAUCAAGUGAGGGAAGUGAAAGUGAAAUGGAGGAGAAGAACUUGGUGAUAAAAAAGCAGAAGAAGAGAUGUAUAGCUAUUACCCAUGCUAAAAAGACCACGCCUAAGUCAGUGAGGGAAGUUUCUGGUGUGACACUAAAUGAUGUAGACCUGAUAGAUUGUGAAGAAGAAGAGUGGAGCAGAUCGCCACCCAGUAAGCCAGAGGAUUUGGAGGAAUAUCAGACUGUUCAACAGGAUUUGCGUGAGUGUAUUUCAUCGUACGACUCUGAGUCUGAAGAAGUGAGCAUGCAGACAGUCAGUCGGCCCGACCCCUCAGAGAAAGCAACAGACGAUAUCUCCAUCCCAUCUUCCAGAACCACUUCACCCAAGGUUUCUCCAUCACAGGCAGCCGGGAAAAUGAAGGCUGGAGAUUGGUUAAAAAAUAUUCAGUGGCAGGGAGGAACGCCCAAAAAAAGCACCUCCAACAAUGAAAUGUCAGAAAAUUUGGAAGACUCUGCUAAGAAGAAAAAGAAGUAUGCUAGAUGCAGCAUGGCUGAGCAGCUGUGUAAGUUGCAGAGUAGAGAGAAAUCCGCUCAGACAGUCUGGUACCACAAAGUCCGGGAACAACACCACUCUGCUGCUGACUCCUCCAUGGAAUGUUCGAAGUUCAUAAAAGUACAGUUGAGCUCCUUAGAAACCAGCUGCUCCCUCUGUGUGGCUACAUGUACCAUGUUGUCUUGUGAUGGCAUCAGCCAAUCCAGUCUUCAGCCUGUUGUCAUGGUGAUGUUUCCGCAGAACUCCGCCCACUCUCACAAACUAAGGAAAGGAUUAGCUGUUAGAAUACACCCUCCAUGGCAGACUUUAGACAUGCCAGCACUAGGUCAUCAGGUACUGCUGUGUGUAUACUACUCCGUACUAGACCCUGUUCCCAGUGGUACCAGUGACUCAACCAUGAAUGAUGCUACUGUUCAUGAUAAAGAUUUGAAAUCAUUCAGAGCUGUGUGGCGGUGUCCAUGUGUUCAAGGUGACUGUCCGCCAAAGAGCUGCCCAGUCCAGUUAUACCCUUGUCCUACAACUCUCUCCAUAGACACACAGUCUGUGUCAGGGAUCACUUCUACAGGAGGUGCAGGUGGGGAUAACCCCAGGCUUCACACCAUUCUGAACUCACAGAUCCCAGGGCCGAAGCUGUCCGAGUCUAUACUUGACAGCAUAGAGAAGACUGGCCAUUGUACAGACAAAGGCCUGAGCUUCCAGGCCACAAUCUGCAGAGUAUUCUGCCGAAGGCUCAAAACACAGCCUUAUCUGAGCUGGAGUAUUCUGGCAGAAGACAGUCAUGGAGUGUUUGCUGUCAUCCAGUUGCCCGAUCAUUCCAGUCACCUGGAGAACUGGAGGGAUGUAUUGCAGUGGGAGAUGCAGAGCAUUACAGUGACAGCUGUCACUUUACUGAGUAGAACCAACAAGGAGAGGGAUCCCUGUCUUUUUUCUGUGUUGGAGAGUGUCUGGGGACAAACAGCACGGCCAGAACUGGAAAGUAGCACAAAUGACUCAAGCUCACAAGUUGAGACAGUACCACGCCCUGCUCCUGGUUUUUGUUAUCUGAUGAAAGCCUGGCAUGAGAGGAGCGGAGUUCAACUGUCACAUGACCUUCCACAGACCUCUGACCCUCGGUUAAAGGUCACAUCGUAUGAACUAAAAAACAUUUUGAAUUCUUCACCUUGUGUGACAGAUGCUGAUAGCAGGAGAUCAUUUCUAUUCAAAGUGUUUUACGUUGAUGAAGUGUCUAUAAAGAAGGAGAGAAGACCAUAUGAUACUUGCUGUCAAGUGGUAUAUGUAUAUGACCAAUCACUGACGUCUGGAUCCACAGGCUCCGCCCUCACUCCACGUUUGUACCUGAUGGAGUCGUGUGAACUGAGUAACAUGCAGCUAGAUCCGGGGGACCUGGUGUUUGUGAGAGAUGUUUAUCACUGUCAUGGAAAGCUGAUUGCUGACGAUUACACACGAGCUGUGAAGAUGACCAAUGAGCAUCAGAGCUACUCCCCUUGGGUACCUGAAGGGUUAGACUUAGAGUUAAUUGCCUUGAGGAAGUCUGUCAUCAGACCAUUCCCUCUAACCCAGGACACAGCUCUAGGAGAGUUGGUAUCUGUCACAGGCAAAAUAUCUUAUGUAAAUGAAGAGGAGUGUUACAUAUGGCAGCAGUGUGAUCAGUGUGAUAACAGUAAUUUGACCUCUGACCCCCAGACCAGGACCAAAAUCAGUGUUGAGACUGGUAACCAGUCUCAGUUGGGUCUGUAA